AUGGGUCUAGGAAUGUGUAAGAUUUUGCCAGGUCUCUAUGUUGGCAGCUAUCGAGAUGUACACGAUAAUAAUCAGUUAAAGAAAAAUGGUAUCACUCAUAUUUUGGCCGUACACGAUAACUCAAGGCCUUUACAUGAUCAUAUGGUCUACAAAUGCAUAGAAUGCAUGGAUACGCCUCAACAAGAUAUAUCGCAACAUUUCCGAGAAUGCAUUAAUUUUAUCCAUCGGAGCAGAAUCAAUGAUGGAUCAGUCUUAGUUCACUGUCUGGCUGGAGUAUCACGAUCAGUGACGAUCGUACUUGCAUAUUUAAUAACAGUCACUGAUAUGAAAUGGGAAGACGCUUUAAAAGCUGUUAGAGCAUCUCGUACGCAAGCAAAUCCUAACUUGGGAUUUCGAAGGCAAUUACAGAUAUACACAGAAACUAUGCUAGCAGAGACUAAAAAAGAACUUCGCGAAAGUUAUCCUGACUACGAACCCACAAACGACAGUAAAGAACUAGAUAUACUCUUAGAAAAGGGUAAAAACAUGAAGCAAUACAUGGAUGAUGACGAUCGAGUAUUCACCUUUCCUAUUGAUGCAUAUAAGAAUGAUUAG
This is a messenger RNA of Trichoplax adhaerens, 594 nucleotides long. RefSeq lists its product as uncharacterized. The transcript is spliced from 8 exons. Gene Ontology annotation, cellular component: cytosol. The coding region runs from base 1 to 594 and encodes 197 amino acids. The record is from RefSeq and is a predicted model, not a curated record. Gene Ontology annotation, molecular function: protein tyrosine/serine/threonine phosphatase activity. Gene Ontology annotation, biological process: protein dephosphorylation. NCBI's taxonomy places the organism in Eukaryota, Metazoa, Placozoa, Uniplacotomia, Trichoplacea, Trichoplacidae.